This is a messenger RNA of Impatiens glandulifera, 1075 nucleotides long. RefSeq names its product heavy metal-associated isoprenylated plant protein 21-like. The record is from RefSeq and is a predicted model, not a curated record. Bases 415 to 852 code for a protein of 145 amino acids. NCBI's taxonomy places the organism in Eukaryota, Viridiplantae, Streptophyta, Magnoliopsida, Ericales, Balsaminaceae. The transcript has 3 exons. Gene Ontology annotation, molecular function: metal ion binding.
UGAAUGGCCAAUUUGAACUUUUUAAUAAAAGAGUGUUCCAUUCUUUCAUAUAAAAUCAAUUCAAAAGAAUCUGCAAUGUUAUCUUUUUCUAAUAGCCAAAAAAAAAAAGUAGGUAUUUGGUAUUCUUUUGUGGUGAGCCAAAAGUAAAAUUGAUUCUUCUAUUUUGCGCUAAAAGUUAAAACUAGUUUAAUUUAAAAACAAUUAAAGAAUAUUUUCAUAGAAUUAUUAUUAUCUCUGAAAAAAAAAACUAAAUGUUCAAACAUUUUUACACUCAAAUGAAUCAUGGAAAGUGGGUAUAUAUAGUGAAGGCUGUCAAGUACAUUCAUUUCGUUCACUCUUCAUUACAUUUUCUGAAAUCUGAAAAGAAGAAAAUCAAGAACUCUAAACCACCAACCAAGCCUUGAAGAAGAAGAUAUGGGGGCUCUGGACUGCCUGGCAAUCUGGUGCAACGUGAGAAUCACAAGUAGAAAAAGAAGAAAACCGAUGCAGACUGUUGAAAUCAAAGUAAAAAUGGACUGUGAUGGCUGCGAAAGAAAAGUUAAGAAUGCUGUAUCAUCCAUGAGAGGUGUGAAGACAGUUGAAAUGAACAGAAAACAGAGCAAAGUGAGUGUUCAUGGUCAAGUAGAUCCAAACAAGGUGCUGAAAAGAGUGAAAAGAACAGGAAAAAAGGCUGAGUUUUGGCCUUAUGUUCCUCAUAAUGUCAUGUAUUAUCCUUCUGCUCCUCAGGUCUACGAUAAAAGAGCCCCAGCUGGUCAUGUUCGCUACGUUCAGCCCCAGCCAAAUGUCUCCGAACAUGAAAAGAUGGCCACUUUCUUUAGCGAUGACAACCCUAAUGCCUGUUCUAUUAUGUGACUCAUGACCCACGCCGAUCUAUUUUUACAUUUUUACUAUCGAAUUUGAGCAGUACUAUAUAUAUGGGCGAAUUUUACAACUUUUAUCUCAAUAAUUACAAAUGAUUCUACUCAGCUAUUACUACAAUAAAGUCUGUCUUUUGAGCUUUCUGCAUUAUUAAGCCUCAUUUGUUAAUAAAAAGAGAGAAUAUAAUAAGACUGCUGAUUAUUGGCAAUUGCCUUCC